Molecule: messenger RNA, 1336 nt
Organism: Oryza brachyantha (malo sina)
Lineage: Eukaryota; Viridiplantae; Streptophyta; Magnoliopsida; Poales; Poaceae
Product: grpE protein homolog 2, mitochondrial-like
Exons: 5
Coding region: 88-1107 (339 amino acids)
Biological process (GO): protein import into mitochondrial matrix; protein folding
Cellular component (GO): PAM complex, Tim23 associated import motor
Molecular function (GO): adenyl-nucleotide exchange factor activity; protein homodimerization activity; protein-folding chaperone binding
Source: RefSeq, a predicted model, not a curated record
UCUCUUCUUCGCCUCCUCCUCGCGGCGGCGCUCCAACCGAAUAAGGAGGUGAGAGAGAGAAAGAGAGAGAGAGAGGGGGGGAGAGAGAUGGCAGCGCCGCGUCUCCUUGCGCGCUUUUCGAGGCAGGGCGUGGCCGCGGCGGCGGCGGCGGCGAGGCGGCACCACGAUGCGGCGGCGCUGCUCGGCGCGUCGGCGGGGCGGCAGUUCGUCGUCGCGUCGUGCUCUUCGACCAAGGUCUUGCCUCUGUUGAAUCAGCCGAGGCUAUACUCAACUUCAAUCUUCCAAAGGUUUGGGUUUUCAUCUUCUGCUCCCCAGCAAGAUGAUAAGGAGGGAAAUAAACCCACAGAAGAUGGAGUUAAUAAAAGCACUCAAUCAGAAACUGAAGCUUCAAAUGAAACUAAUAAUUCAUCUGGAACCAAGAAUGCAUCUCAAGCAGGUUCUCAGGACUCCACGCCCCAAUCUAACAGGAGAAGGAGAAGUACUAAACGAACUGCAUUUUCUGAUUCAGAUACAGAAGACCUUGACCUGUCAAAGGAGGACCUGACAAAGCUAGUUCUGGAGAAAGAGGAGCUAUUGAAAUCUAAAGAUGAAGAAAUUAAAGACAUGAAGGAUAAAGUUUUGCGCAGCUAUGCAGAGAUGGAGAAUGUCAUCGCGAGAACAAAGCGUGAAUCGGACAAUGCAAAGAAGUAUGCAGUACAGGGCUUCUCCAAGAGCUUAUUAGAUGUUGCGGACAAUUUAUCUAGGGCAUCAUCUGUUGUCAAGGAGAGCUUCUCAAAGAUAGAUACAUCUAAUGAUUCUGCCGAAGCAGUGAAGCUACUGAAGACCCUACUAGAGGGUGUUGAGAUGACUGAAAAGCAACUUGGGGAGGUCUUCAGGAAAUUUGGAGUGGAGAAGUUUGAUCCACUUAAUGAGAAAUUUGAUCCAAAUAAACAUGCUGCACUUUUCCAAAUUCCUGAUCCUUCGAAACCAUCAGGAACUGUUGCGGCUGUUGUAAAGGUGGGCUACAUGCUACAUGACCGUGUUCUUCGUCCAGCUGAGGUAGGUGUCACUGAAGGUGGUCCAACUGAAGAGGAGCCAGAGGAUAAAUCUGGCAAGUCCCUAAGUUAGAUAUCACCUGUCCUUCAGAGAUUUUUCUAGGCAACCAUUCACGUCACAGUGCUUUGGACUGGCACGAAAACAUUACAGUUCUUUGAACCUUGGGAGGGCAUGGAAGACACAGUUUUGCACUAAUGUAUCAACAAUUUUCCUGUUUUAGUUGGAUAAGCCGAUCCAUAGGUUACCUUUGUUUCAAGGAUAUCUGUAAUACAAAAUGCCGUUUUGCUGUGAUGAGUGUUUU